CGGGAUCAGAAGUAUCCGCCUUACUGGGUAGAAUGCCUUCUGCUGUAGGUUAUCAACCGACCUUGAGUACAGAAAUGGGUUCUUUGCAAGAAAGAAUUACUUCCACCAAAGAGUGGUUCCAUAACCUCGAUACAAGCAGUUUAUGUACCUGCAGAUGAUUUGACUGAUCCUGCCCCUGCUACGACAUUUGCACAUUUAGAUGCAACUACCGUACUCUCAAGAGGUUUAGCUGCUAAAGGUAUCUAUCCAGCAGUUGAUCCUUUAGAUUCAACGUCAAUGAUGCUGCAACCUCGGAUCGUUGGUGAGGAACAUUAUGAAACUGCGCAACGAGUCAAGCAAACUUUACAACGUUAUAAAGAACUUCAGGACAUUAUAGCUAUUCUUGGGCUCGACGAAUUAUCCGAAGAAGAUCGUUUAAACGUGGCAAGAGCGCGAAAAAUUGAGCGUUUCUUAUCACAACCUUUUUUCGUAGCAGAAAUAUUUACCGGUUCUCCAGGUAAAUAUGUAGGUCUCGCUGAAACAAUUAGAGGAUUUCUUUUAAUCCUUGCUGGCGAAUUAGAUGGUCUUCCUGAACAGGCUUUUUUAUUUGGUAGGGAAUAUCAAUGAAGUUACCGCGAAGGCAAUUCACUUAAAAAAGUAGAAAUUUAAAAAUAGGGAAGGAUUUGAAUAAAUGACUUUAAAACUUUGUGUACUGACCCC
This is a messenger RNA of Cuscuta epithymum, 699 nucleotides long. NCBI's taxonomy places the organism in Eukaryota, Viridiplantae, Streptophyta, Magnoliopsida, Solanales, Convolvulaceae. The record is from the annotation of a GenBank genome assembly.